Parnassius mnemosyne (clouded apollo) is the source of this 213-nucleotide messenger RNA. The record is from the annotation of a GenBank genome assembly. Lineage: Eukaryota; Metazoa; Arthropoda; Insecta; Lepidoptera; Papilionidae.
AUGUUCUUGUUGUCCUAUUGCAGUUGCACAAGCAACACACAAUACUAUUGCAGUAUUGUUACUGCAAUAGGACAACAAGAUUCAGUACCAGAUCAUGAUAAUGAACUCAAUGCAAUUGUGGAUGCUGAACUUCUACCUCAAAUUGGUGAGGCCAGAGGAAGAGACUCGAAUAAGGCUCUUCUACAAGUAUUUAUUAAUAGGCAUUUUAACUAA